CUAAAUAUUGCUGAAUGCCAGUUCCAAGCAGACAUAUUGGCCGCUCUCAGAGCUGGGAUGCUGCAGGAUGGGACGAAGGCUGCUGGGAGAGCGACGCUACAUUUGAAUACCAGAGACCUCCUGGGAGAAGGAAUUCACUAACCUAUGGUGGUGAGGGAUUUUGGUGUGAGCAGCCAAGCUGUAAACCACAUGAUAUCAUCUUGCAAGGAGGUACGGACUUGAAACAAGACUUGUAUCAAUAUCCAGAACCACAUUUUACGCAGAGUUCCUUUUGGAGAGGUUCCAUUCCUGAUUUUAUGUAUUACGACCGACAGCCUGCGAUGUCCUCACGGAGUUCCUUGCCACCUCAGGAUUACUACAAUGAUCCUUCUUUAGCUACUAGAUCACCUAGAGAUUCAUGCUACUAUAGAGAUCACAUGACUAACAGACCUUUAUCGAAUUAUGGCAUGCCUGGGGGUAGAUUGGCUUGGGACCAGAUGCAAGUACGGUCACCUGUACCACAUGAAGCCAGCCAUAUAUACAGAGAUCCUGUGAUCAAGAUGGUUCCCGAAGCACAGAGGAUUCGAAAUAGAGAUCCUUCUCUAACAAGGUAUGGUGUUGAACCCCCUGCAUCUAGAUGCAGAGGAGAACCUUCUGUAUUACCUUAUCGACAAGUUUAUAAUGACGUAGUAGAGAGAUCUGUAGAUUCUGUAGCCAGUAAACAAGUUGCUCCGACAUGUUUGGUAGUCGAUCCAAAUUCAGCUGCAGCCCCUGAUGGAAAUGUAAUGCUGCCUGCCACUUCUGUAAAUCGUGGUCAUGGACCAGUCAGAGACAAUUUCAGUACAAAAGUCCCUUAUGAUGGCUAUGAAGCAACAAUGACAUCUUCUCAAAUGCAGAUGCCUGCAUCUUUUCCAGGACAGGACAUUAAAAGGAAUGUGGAUCCAGAAUAUUUAGCCAUGAUGCGUUCUGAAGGAAUAUCAGAAAGCACUCUCGGUGCAUUGCUGCAGCAAGGAUUUGAUUCUCCAGGCUUGCUAGCAAUGAUGGAGGACAAUGACAUAAAAUCAGUGGCUCCAAAUCUAGGGCAGGCAAGAGUGCUUUCUCGAAUUGUUCAUACCUACAAAAUAGAAAUGCAACUCCAGAGGCAGUCUAGGAAAAGUACUGCUAUUCGUCCCAGAAACAGAUCAAAUAGUUUUAGUCACCGAAGCGAAUUACUCCAGAAUGAGUAUGGGACCCACCCUUUCACUAACCCUGUGGUGGAUGGUGUAGCUGCAUAUCAGUCACCAACUGCUUCAAUGCAACCACCGUCUCCAAGAAUAGCAGAAUUAACUCGCCGUCCAUCUAGUGCCCCAACACAACAUCUUUUGGAAACCGCAACAGGGUUUUCUCCUCAAGUCACUCCUUUUCUUCCCAGUUCUGGAUAUAGUGCUUCGGGCCCAUGCAAUAUGCAUAUUCGUCAAGCAACUGGCUAUUCUGCCCCCUCUGCGAUUCCUAUGAAUACGCUACAAACAAGUCCACAUGCAAAUUCCAAAAUAGCCUAUUCAACGACAUACACCGUACCCAUGGAACUGAUGAAAAGAAAUCCACUCUCCUCCCCUGCUCACAGCCCUCACAACAGUCCUCAGAUUCUUCGAAAGCAAGGAGUCCAAGUGGAACCCAAUCUGGCUCCUGUGGGACCAAGUUUUCCUGGACAUUAUUCGCCAUGUCAGAAAUCUACAAGGCGUACAGGUCCACCUGUCAUCGUCUCCACCAUGACAUCUCCUGAACCAAGUAUACGUCCACAAAUAAUGAAUGGCCCUUUGCAUCCUCGUCCAUUGGUGGCUUUGCUAGAUGGAAGGGAUUGUACAGUGGAGAUGCCUAUUUUGAAGGAUUUGGCUACUGUUGCAUUCUGUGAUGCUCAAUCUACUCAGGAAAUACAUGAAAAGGUUUUAAAUGAAGCUGUUGGAGCAAUGAUGUAUCAUACUAUCACUCUUACCCGGGAGGACCUAGAGAAGUUCAAGGCCUUACGAGUCAUUGUUCGGAUAGGCAGCGGUUAUGACAACAUUGACAUCAAGGCUGCAGGGGAACUUGGGAUUGCUGUUUGCAACAUACCUUCUGCAGCAGUUGAAGAAACAGCCGAUUCUACCCUCUGCCACGUCCUGAAUCUCUACAGGCGGAACACUUGGCUCUACCAAGCUCUGAGGGAAGGAACCCGAGUGCAGAGUGUAGAACAGAUACGGGAAGUGGCUUCUGGAGCAGCCCGUAUUAGAGGCGAAACACUUGGCCUGAUUGGAUUUGGUCGCACUGCACAAGCAGUAGCUGUUCGAGCUAAAGCAUUUGGAUUCAACGUGAUCUUUUAUGACCCAUACCUGCAAGAUGGGAUUGAAAGAUCCCUGGGGGUUCAGCGCGUCUACACACUUCAGGAUCUGCUGUACCAGAGUGACUGCGUAUCAUUACACUGUAACCUCAAUGAACAUAAUCAUCACCUGAUCAAUGAUUUUACGAUUAAGCAGAUGAGACAGGGAGCCUUUUUGGUAAACACAGCAAGGGGUGGUCUGGUGGAUGAAAAGGCCUUAACCCAAGCUCUGAAGGAAGGAAGGAUACGAGGGGCAGCACUGGAUGUCCACGAAUCAGAACCAUUUAGCUUUGCUCAAGGGCCCCUGAAAGAUGCACCCAAUUUAAUUUGUACUCCGCAUACUGCUUGGUACAGUGAACAGGCAUCACUAGAGAUGAGAGAAGCGGCUGCAACAGAGAUACGCCGAGCGAUCACAGGUCGCAUCCCCGAAAGCCUACGAAAUUGUGUGAACAAGGAAUUCUUUGUCACAACUGCUCCUUGGUCAGUAAUAGAUCAGCAAGCAAUUCAUCCAGAGCUCAAUGGUGCCACAUACAGAUAUCCACCAGGAAUGAUGAGUGUUACUCCAGGUGGAAUCCCAGCAGCUAUGGAAGGUAUCAUUCCAGGAGGGAUUCCAGUUACCCAUAAUCUUCCAACUGUGGCACACCCUUCUCAAGCUCCAUCUCCCAACCAGCCCUCAAAACAUGGGGACAACAGGGAACAUCCAAAUGAGCAAUAGCAGACAAUUUAAAGUACUCCAAUAUGGGACCAAGAGACGUUGGAAAAGAAAAUGACAAACUGAAAGGAAUUUGAUACAAAAUUUGUAAGGUUCAUUUUGGACAGAUGCAUCAUGAUGUUCCAGUGUUAACGAGGACGACAACCACAAAAAUUAAAAGAUAGGAGUCAAGACUUAAGGGAGGGAGGGGGAAAACAGAAGAAGUCAUCUGCUUACUGAAGCACUGAAAACUAGGAUUUGAUAACAUUACUGAUCAGCUUCUGUUAUUGUGUAUUUAAGUUCUUUCAUCUUUACAUCAAUCACAAGAAUAAUAUAUGUACCUUCUAUGUCCCUUUGGGGAAAAACAGCUGAUUGAAGUAUCUAUUACUUAGAACAUAUCUAACAGCCCUAACAAAGCUUACAUGAUAAUAGAGAGGACGCCAUCCUGUGACUUCAGCCCUUUCCUUACUCAAUCACCUGGCUUCUCUUUCUACACUUUGAGGAAAGAUGACCCACACACGGGGAGAGAGUUUUGCUUGUUACAGUUAUCUAUAGCCACUAAUUUACUGGAGGGAUGCUACUCAAGUUUAAUUACAGUUAUAUAGUUUGGAGAGGGGAAAAGGCCUACGUUAACUUACUGCCUUUUCCACAGAAAUUGAUGCUUCUCCUACAAGAUACACUUAAUAAAGUAGCUGUAAGUUCAAUAACACAUGUUGAUGAUGCAAAAAAAGUGUUAAGUCUCACAUUUAUAUUCAAAUAUAUUUUUCUCAGUUUUAAAUCCACAGCUAUUUUAUUGAGUGGAAAAGUCUUGAGCUGGAAAGGAUUCAAGAAUGUUGCAUUUCCUUAUGUCUCAGGAAAAAAAAACACUUUUUAUGGUAACUUGUCAGACUGUAUGAACAAAACCCACUUUUUUAGACAUUGAAGUCUUCUUUUCUUCAUGUGGUAUUUUAUACAAGAACACUUCAAAAUGUGUUAUUAGAUGUGACUGAUUUUAACAAAUCCUAUUAGAUUUGUAUCAACUAGUUACAUGUUAUAUUCAUAGUCUUUUGUGAAACAUCACCUUUUUGUUGAAAAAGAUGGCUUAUUCUGAGCCUUUGUAUGGGUACAUUCUGUUUCUGUGAUAAAAGUUUUAAAAGCUGUCCCAAACAAAACAAAACCAGAACCAAUGGCUACCAGAAAUAUGUUUUGUUUUAGUGUAUUACCGUUACUGUAUUUGUUUAUUGUAAAGGUGGACAUAUAGCGUUCAGUGCAGUUUUCAAUAAAAAGUGACAAUUUCUAUAAUUUCAGUUGGACCAGGCCCUCAAUGUUCUUGAACCAAUUCUAAUUGAGAACAUCACAGAAUCCACAGGAGUAGAUUAAAAACUUUCAUCCUUCAUAGACUAUUGAAUAUCUAGGAUAAAACUGGAUGGUGACUUUGAAUUUUUCAAAUGUGCCUCACCCCAGAAGUCAGUAUGCCUAGAAUCUGAGAAUCCUUAGCAUUUGGGUGAGAGUUGACAAGGUUAGCAAUAGGGUUUAAGACUUGUAUACCGCUUCACAGUGCUUUACAGCUUUACCUCUCUAAGUGGUUUACAGAGUCAGCAUAUUGCCCCUAACAAUCUGGGUCCUCAUUUUAUUGGAAGGCUGCCUCUCAGAAUCGAACUCCUGGAGUGAGCAGUGAGUUAGCCCUGCAAGUACUGAAUUCUAACCACUGUGCCAGCAUGGCUCUGAUGAUCCUGAUCAAGCAUCAUUUGGAACUCCUGGGACAACAUGGAGAAAGAGUUUCUUCUGUGCAAUCUUUUCCUCAUCAUAGCAGAACAUAUUGUAUAGUGGGAGAAAUAUAAUGUGUCUGAAUAUAAAAUAUUCCAAGAGCAAAGCAUUCUAAGCAAAAAGACUGCUCGUGCCCUACAUGCAAUCUUAGCAGCUCUAUUACUGUUAAACUUUAUGAAACUAACAGGUGAGGUAAAUAACAUUUUAUACUGGUCAGCAUCAAUCUGCUUUCAUGCCAAGUGUCCCAUAAUAAUCUUAUGGAUAAUUAACAGCUACUUUGCAACCACUGUCUAUCAUGCUGCUAUCAGUAUGAAAAGAAAAUUUGUAUUUCAUAUGAACCUCAAACUCACUAAAGGACCAUCCUGAAGAACUGUAGUAAUGAUUGCAAUGACUAAAAUACUCCAUAUAUGUUAAAACUUCGAUAAUUACUAGUCAAUAUUCUUCCAAAAGCCUAUACUGUGCUAUGUUGGAAAGGAAUUUAUGUGUGAAAGGAGAAAAGAUAAAGUUGCUCAAACACGGCACUUUUCUUUCCAUAGCAAAAGCUUUGGUCUUUUUUUCUUUUUCUUUUCUAUGUUGCCAAAGACCAGGGGUGUCAAACUCACGGCCCAAAUGCAUCACACCCUGGCCCCGCCUACCCCCAUUUUAGCAAAGGGCGGGAGCUGCGAUAUGUCACGUGAUGUGUUAUUGUGAGUUUGACAUCCCUGGUCUGUGGCAACAUAGAAAAGAAAAAGAAAAUUGGUCCAAGCAGGAAUUGAUAUAAAUUCAAAAAUCACAAAACUAAAUUUACAAUCCAUAGGACUUCAGUCAUGAAAAUAUAUAAAUAUUUGUGGCCAUUAAGAUAUCUGAUACUAAAAUUAGCUUGUCAGUGAACUUUUAAUGUGAUUUGAGAAGGCUUAAAGGGAAUGGGACACACACACAAAAUAAACUAUGGAAGCAGAAAUCAAAAACAAAUCAUUGGUACAAAACUUAUAUUUUGUUUUGAAUUGAUGGGAAAGCACAUUACCAGCUUGAACAUAUUCAAGGGAUUCAACUUCAUAAAUGUGUCAAUGAUCUAACACUGCAAAUAUGUGCAACUUACCAUAGAUACCAGAAUAGAGCAACCAGGAGAAGAAACAUUGAUGAAUUACAGAGAACAUUUUAGGAAGUCACACAAAUGAAGAUGAAGUAAUAAAACGUUUACAGUGGCAUUAGUAAAUUUUAGAAGCUGCUAUUCUUGGCACUUUGUACUUAAGCCAGGAAGUAGCAUUCCAAAUAGGCAUAAUUAGCAUUCAUGAAAAAUAAUACUUGAAUAAGCCAAUCAUAUUUGUUGUGGGAUGUCCUACCAUUAGUAAAUGUGCUUAAUAGAAACAUUAAUUUUGUAUUACUUCCAGUUACUAAUUUGAAGGGAUAACUCCUCACUUAAAAUCAGAUAGAUACUUAGAGGAAACUUUGUGCUGAAAUUUUUAUACCAGUUGCCAUUGUAAAAGUUCUCUUACUAGGCUAAAUCUAAGUUAAAUGAUAGAGAAGAGGCAUGCCGCUAAAAGAAUUUAUAAAAUAUUGGUGUAAUUAAGAAAGCAUAAUCCACUACAAUAGAACACGGCUUUGGGGGCAAAAUAAUUACCAUACAAAAUGGUGGAGAUGGCAAAUCAUUUUGAUGCUAACCAUAGAAGU
Messenger RNA from Ahaetulla prasina, 6398 nucleotides. RefSeq names its product C-terminal binding protein 2 (gene CTBP2). Gene Ontology annotation, molecular function: transcription corepressor activity; NAD binding; oxidoreductase activity, acting on the CH-OH group of donors, NAD or NADP as acceptor. The record is from RefSeq and is a predicted model, not a curated record. The coding region runs from base 15 to 3026 and encodes 1003 amino acids. The transcript is spliced from 9 exons. NCBI's taxonomy places the organism in Eukaryota, Metazoa, Chordata, Lepidosauria, Squamata, Colubridae.